Messenger RNA from Lachancea meyersii CBS 8951, 804 nucleotides. Lineage: Eukaryota; Fungi; Ascomycota; Saccharomycetes; Saccharomycetales; Saccharomycetaceae. The record is from the annotation of a GenBank genome assembly.
AUGGAUCCCAGUUCAGCGCUCGAACAAACGACACUCGAUGUCUCAAACCUGCAAUCAGAGUUCAAAUACAUUCUGGACGAGAUUGGAAAUGCAGACCUAAAGAUAUAUGACCAUCGCAAGCAGUAUCUGCAGCGGGACUCGCAGAUACAGAAACUUUACAAACAACAAGGCUGCGGACCUGAAAAAGCUCGCGAAACAGAGCUGUCCGACAAAAUAUGCCAGGAUUUGGCCGAAUGUCAAGCACUGCAAAAGAGCAAAUGUGUUUUGGCCAACACCGCGUUGUUUCUGGUCACCAAACAUCUUACGAAGCUGCAAGACACGAUAAAAACGCUAGAAGAAGAGGGCUCUUUGGCACCGCUGGAAAACGACGAAAAAGAGUCUGAAAGUGCCAACGAAAUCUCGCGCGAAAGUUCAGUGCUGUCAGGCACUGGUGAAGCACGCCGCCGCAAAAACGCGACUCCAGGGCCCCUCAAACGCAAACGCAAGAGCGAGGGCACUCCUGUGGGCCGCAACAAGGGAAGCUCGCCUAUGGCGGGCUCCACGGACCCCAAUUUCGACCUCCAAGAUUACAACGACGAUCUCUUUUCGGGCUACAACCAGGCAGAAGAGGACGACAAACAAUUAUAUUGUUUUUGCCAGAGUGUUUCUUACGGCGAGAUGGUGGCGUGCGAUGGGCCCAAUUGCAAAUUCGAGUGGUUUCACUACACAUGUGUCAAUUUGAAGGAACCUCCCAAAGGCUCCUGGUAUUGUCCCGAUUGCCGACAGGAACUUGCCAACAGCAGACUGAAAAAACGCAAACUGUAG